Messenger RNA from Sinocyclocheilus grahami, 1690 nucleotides. Its product is annotated as adhesion G protein-coupled receptor L3-like. Gene Ontology annotation, biological process: signal transduction. Gene Ontology annotation, molecular function: carbohydrate binding; G protein-coupled receptor activity. The annotation marks the transcript as partial. The record is from RefSeq and is a predicted model, not a curated record. Gene Ontology annotation, cellular component: membrane. The transcript is spliced from 9 exons. NCBI's taxonomy places the organism in Eukaryota, Metazoa, Chordata, Actinopteri, Cypriniformes, Cyprinidae.
AUGGAAUACGACUGGUACGGUGCUGAAGCUCCUGCAGACGACAGGGAACAGCUGGCUGCCGUCGAAGCGUUUCAUUGGUCGAUGAGGAUUGAUUGGCUUGUGAGAGUGGCUUGUCCUGUGGAGUUACUGUGUAAUAACCGGACGCAGUGCGCCGUCGUGGCUGGACCGGAUGCGUUUCCCGACCCCUGUCCCGGGACAUACAAAUACCUGGAAGUGCAGUACGAGUGCGUCCCGUACAAGGUGGAACAGAAAGUUUUCCUGUGCCCAGGGCUCUUACGCGGCGUUUAUCAGAGCGAGCAUCUGUUCGAGUCGGACCACCAGUCGGGAGCUUGGUGCAAAGACCCCCUCCAGGCCUCGGAUAAGAUCUAUUACAUGCCCUGGACGCCGUAUCGCACGGACACCCUCACUGAAUACUCCAGCAAAGAGGAUUUCAUUGCAGGACGACCCACCACGACCUACAAGCUCCCCCAUCGGGUCGACGGCACCGGGUUUGUCGUCUACGACGGCGCGCUGUUCUUCAACAAGGAGCGAACUAGGAAUAUCGUCAAGUUCGAUUUACGCACUCGCAUCAAGAGUGGCGAGGCUAUCAUUGCUAGCGCGAACUACCACGACACUUCGCCAUAUCGCUGGGGAGGCAAGUCGGAUAUCGAUUUGGCGGUGGACGAGAAUGGUCUUUGGGUGAUUUACGCCACGGAGCAAAACAAUGGCCGGAUCGUGAUCAGCCAACUCAACCCAUAUACGUUACGUGUGGAAGGAACUUGGGAUACGGCCUACGACAAACGCUCCGCUUCCAACGCCUUCAUGAUCUGUGGGAUCCUGUACGUCGUCAAGACCGUCUACGAAGACGACGAUAGCGAAGCCACCGGGAAUAAAAUCGACUACAUCUACAACACGGAGCUGAGCAAAGACGGCUAUCUGGACAUCCCCUUCCCGAACUCGUACCAGUACAUCGCUGCCGUGGAUUACAAUCCCAGAGACAAUCUGCUCUAUGUGUGGAAUAACUACCACGUGGUCAAGUAUUCGCUGGAUUUUGCAGUCCUGGAUAACAGGCUAGGGAUGGCUGUGUUCACCUGUCAGGGGCCCGAGGGACUCUGGGACCAGCAGGGGCCCGACCUCAGCAACUGCACCUCCACAUGGGUCAACAUCAUCAACCAGAAGAUCCGAGCGGGUGAACCUGCGGCCAUAAUCUCCCGUGAGCUUUCCGAACAGACCAAGGGUCACAUGCACGCAGGUGACAUCACCUACACCGUCCGGGCCAUGGGUCACCUGAUCGACCUGCUGGACAUCCAGCUCAGGAAUCUCACCCCCGGGGGAAAGGACAGCGCCGCUCGGAGCCUCAACAAGCUGCAGAAAAGGGAACGUUCGUGUCGAUAUUUUGUCCAGGCGAUGGUGGAGACGGUGAAUAACCUGCUGCAGCCGCAGGCGCGGACGGCAUGGAUGGAGCUCUCGAGCGGAGAUCAGCUGCGUGCCGCCACCAUGCUGCUGGACACCGUCGAGCAGGGCGCCUUCGUGCUCGCAGACAACCUGCUGAAGACCGACGUUGUGCAGGAAAACACCGAAAACAUCCAGCUGGAGGUGGCGAGGAUGAGCACAGACGGAAAUCUUCCCGAUCUGAAGUUUCCACAGACGGGAGGCCAAGGGAACGCCAUCCACCUGUCAGCCAACACCCUCAAACAACACGGCAGAAACG